UCCUACUAAAACUCUCGCCGUUGUCUCUUUCUUCUCGCUUCUGGCCGUCGCCAGCUUGCUCUUGCUGCUUGUACACCUUUGACGUUCUCAUCUCUUUUCACGUUUACUUCCAUUCGAUAAUCCCUCCAAGUUCACUCGCCACAAACGCCUCCGAUCUCUUUUUCCUCCCCAGUGACGCAGCCAUGAAACUCUCCAUACAUCACCUCCUUGAGUGAUCGGCAGAUCCAUCCUGACUGGCUCCCUUUCGUUCUCACGUCACGCAUUCACGCAUCCCCGUCCUCACUCGGCCUGCUGCGCCUCCAGGCCUUUGGGCCUCGACACCUUUACGCCUCCCAUCCCAGACGCGACCUUUUUUCUCCAGGGUGCGGUCUCCCUCUUGACAAGAAACCUCACACUUUUCCUUGUCUUGGAGGAUCGAAUUCCAACAACAUUAUGCCAUUCUCCGACCUGUUCUCCGUCCCCUUCGCCGAAUACUUUACAAGUCCAGUGUCAUAUGCAAGUCGACAAGUCCACGCCACAUUGGCCCACCGAGACCAGUACUCCUUUGUCAGUCAUGCCUCCAACGAAAUAGCGAUAAAUCGUGCCCAUACGGGCCACCCCGAUUUCGGCCACCUCAUCCUCCUGGUCUUUGAAGCAGUCCUUGAAGUCGUAUGUGUCAGUCUUCCAGGCUACAUUGUUGCCAGACAGGGUUCCUUCGAUGCAGAGUCACAAAAGUUUCUCGCCAACCUCAAUGUCAUUCUGUUCACGCCAUGCCUUAUCUUUACCAAGCUGGCUUCUCAGUUAACUGCGGAGAAACUUGCCGAACUCGCCAUCAUUCCAGUCAUCUUUGUCGUUCAGACAAUCGUCUCCUAUCUCUCCGCCUGGCUCAUGUCCAAAUUCAUGGGCUUCAGGAAACGACAAACAAACUUUGUCAUUGCUAUGGGUGUCUUUGGCAACUCCAACUCCCUCCCCAUUUCGCUGGUUCUCUCAUUGUCGAAAACCUUGAAAGGUCUUCACUGGCAGAAGGUUAUUGGGGACAAUGACGACGAGGUGGCAGCUCGUGGUAUUCUAUACCUCCUUGUAUUCCAGCAGCUCGGUCAACUUCUCCGAUGGAGUUGGGGAUACAACGUCCUUCUUGCACCACCCGAGACCUACACAAUAGAAGAAGGUGGCACCAAGCAGCCAGAUGCUGUGGAGCGGGGUCGGGGGAGCUUUCGCGAUAGUGUCGACUCGGACAAUGAGCAACGGAGGCUUUUGAGCCCGAGCUACGAUGCACAGUACAGCAGUGACGAUUUCGAGGAAGAUGCUGAGACGAGGGUUGGCACAGAGUCCCCGACUAUGUCCAAGUCAGAUGGCUUCAAGACACCUCGUACACCAAAUGAUACUUCGGCGGGAACAUCCAGGAAUUCGUCCAGUCGAGACCUGACUACCACGGGUGCUCCAGAUUUGAUGGCCACUCCCACCAAUGGAAUGAUUGCUCCACAUGGCUCCAUUGAUAUCCCUACGUGGCUUAAGCAUCCUGAUAAUAGGAAAUAUGACGAGGAAUGCGGUGGCAUCAAGGGCUAUUUGAACAAGGGAAAGAACGAGGUCAGAUUUGCCUCGCUCAAGGUCGGCCACUCGGUCAAAUCGUCGGUACAGUCGCUUUUUGCUUCGUUACCUCGAGGAUUGCAAAAGGUCCUGUCGGCAAUCUCGGCCAGAACCAAGAGAUUUCUUGCCGGCUUGGCCGAGUUCAUGAAUCCUCCGCUAUGGGCCAUGCUGGUUGCCAUUCUGGUCGCAAGCGUCCCUAAACUGCAGCAUCUUUUCUUCCACCAGGGAACCUUUCUCCGGAACUCAGUGACCCGAGCUGUCGAACAGAGUGGUGGUGUCGCUGUGCCACUCAUUUUGGUCGUCCUCGGGGGCAAUCUUGCUCGAAAUACCAUCCCACGAGAUCCUGCAGCGGCGACGACGGACCCGAAAGAAGAGAAGAAACUCUUGAUUGCAUCCUUGGUAUCGCGCAUGGUACUUCCGACUAUUAUCAUGGCGCCUUUCCUUGCUCUCCUGGCCAAAUACCUCUCCAUCUCGAUCCUCGAGGACAAGAUCUUUAUCAUUGUUUGUUUCUUGCUCUCGGGUGCACCAUCAGCUCUGCAACUGACUCAGAUCUCAGCCCAGAACAAUGUGUUCCCAGGCUUGAUGAGUCAAAUUCUAUUCCAAAGCUACGUGAUAUGGAUCUUGCCAUCGACCUUGGUUUUGGUCAUGUUGGCGCUGGAAACGGUGGAGUGGACCAAGCAGUAAAGGAGUCAAGCAUCUCGAGCUGAGCCCCGACCGACAGUUUCACUGGUGGGAACCCCGUCUGGAAAGAUUGAUAUGGUCAUUGGUCGCGAGGAGGUAGUGACACUGACGAGCACCCCAACUUGAACGUUGCGGCGUCAUCUCGCGCAGGUUGCAUGGGAGUGAAUUGAUCCUAAACGAGGAGAAAUUGUUGGAAUGAUAGAUAGCCAGCAAAGGCGUUGUGGGAGUUCCGUGCUUUGACACGAUGAAACAAAAACUUGGCUUGGGUCACUGUUGGUACAUUGUACAGAUACCUUAUUGUUAUGUCAAAUCCCAGUGUGGUGUUAUAUUGCUACGUUUCUCGUUCCCUGCCAGGACGCAGAAUACAUAUGAUUGAUGUGGUCAAAGUGCGACUUGUC
Messenger RNA from Exophiala mesophila, 2645 nucleotides. RefSeq lists its product as uncharacterized. Gene Ontology annotation, cellular component: endoplasmic reticulum; membrane. Bases 433 to 2250 code for a protein of 605 amino acids. NCBI's taxonomy places the organism in Eukaryota, Fungi, Ascomycota, Eurotiomycetes, Chaetothyriales, Herpotrichiellaceae. The record is from RefSeq and is a predicted model, not a curated record. Gene Ontology annotation, biological process: transmembrane transport. The transcript is spliced from 2 exons.